AGCUGGAGGCCGCGGAGGACGAGAUCGCACUGCUGAAGCGGUCUAUCAGAGAUAUGGAGGAGAGUUACGAGUCGAUUCGCAACUCUGCUAUGGUCUGGCCGGCCGUAAUUGUGGCGGCACUUACAAUGGCGUACAUCUUUGGCGAUGUGUGGCGGGAUCGCUCGGGCAGAGGCGGAGAGAUCGCCGUGGCUGAGCAGCCCGCUGUGCGGGUCGAAGACAAGGCACAGGAUCAAGAGUCGAUGAUGGCAGCGGAGGAUCUGAAGCGCUCUUCGGACCGAGUGGCUUCGCAUAGUCAGGUCCACGAACGAGGACGGGGCAGCCUGCUUGGUUGGCUGAUGUGGGCACCUGGUUCGGUCGCAAAGUGAGGUGGUGCGCAACAUCCUCUUCGAGUUCUAACAAUCAUGCAUGAUGACAGAAACGACAUGGUAUGCAUUGGAUUCUAGAAUAAGUGGUUAUAUAGAAUCUAGUGU
This is a messenger RNA of Cryphonectria parasitica EP155, 470 nucleotides long. RefSeq lists its product as uncharacterized. NCBI's taxonomy places the organism in Eukaryota, Fungi, Ascomycota, Sordariomycetes, Diaporthales, Cryphonectriaceae. The transcript has a single exon. The record is from RefSeq and is a predicted model, not a curated record. Bases 54 to 365 code for a protein of 103 amino acids.